This is a messenger RNA of Lathyrus oleraceus (garden pea), 2668 nucleotides long. RefSeq names its product auxin response factor 10. Bases 355 to 2463 code for a protein of 702 amino acids. The record is from RefSeq and is a predicted model, not a curated record. Gene Ontology annotation, cellular component: nucleus. Gene Ontology annotation, biological process: regulation of DNA-templated transcription; response to hormone. The transcript has 6 exons. Gene Ontology annotation, molecular function: DNA binding. NCBI's taxonomy places the organism in Eukaryota, Viridiplantae, Streptophyta, Magnoliopsida, Fabales, Fabaceae.
AAUAGCCUUUAGAUAGUGUCUACUAACCGUGUGACUUGUGAAACACAAAAACUUGUCCCUUUCUUCUUUUUCUCUCAGAUCUCAGACAAACCAAAGGAUAACAAAACAACAACAAAAAGUUUAAAUCUUUUGCAUGAUAAACCUUGUUCAUGAACUCAAAAACAAGGCUAAGAAAACCAGUUACAAAAACAAAACUUGCAAUCAAAUUAUUCUAUCUGGGUGGUUGAAGUUUCUGUCUUUCUUUUGUGGGGUUUGAAGAUUAACGUUUGUGGAACCGAAGAAGCGAGAAAUUCAAUUUUCUACCGCAGAUUUUUCACUUAACUUUAAGAACAGAGUAAGCAAAAUUUCAAACCGAUGAAAGAAGCUGAGAAAAGCUUAGAUCCACAACUAUGGCACGCAUGUGCAGGAGGAAUGGUUCAAAUGCCACCAGUGAACACUAAAGUUUUCUACUUUCCUCAAGGGCAUGCAGAACAUGCUCAAUCCAACGUUGAUUUUGGAGAUUCUUUCAGAAUUCCACCGCUUAUCCUCUGUCGUGUAGCUUCUGUGAAAUUCUUAGCCGACCCAGAAACAGAUGAAGUUUUUUCAAAGAUAACGUUGAUUCCUUUGAGAAAUUCAGAGCUUGAAAACGAAGAUUCUGAUACUUUUAAUGGUAAUGCUUCCGAGAGUUCCGAAAAGCCUGCAUCUUUUGCAAAGACUUUAACUCAAUCUGAUGCAAACAACGGUGGAGGGUUUUCGGUUCCGAGAUACUGCGCUGAAACGAUUUUUCCUCGGCUCGAUUACUCGGCUGAGCCCCCUGUUCAAACGGUGAUUGCGAAGGACGUUCACGGCGAGGUUUGGAAGUUUAGACAUAUCUAUAGAGGAACACCAAGGAGGCAUUUGUUAACAACUGGUUGGAGUAGUUUUGUGAAUCAGAAAAAGCUUGUUGCAGGUGAUUCUAUUGUGUUUCUGAGAGGUGAAAAUGGUGAACUUUAUGUUGGGAUUCGUCGCGCGAAGAGAGGAAUAGUGAAUGGAUUGGAAACACCUUCUGGGUGGAGUUCUGGUAAUGGAAGUUCAGGUCUUGGAAUUGGACCUUAUGGUGGUGCUUUUUCGGUUUUUCUGAGGGAAGAGAAUAACAAGUUGUUGAGAAAUGGGAUUGGUGAUGGGGGUGUUGGUGGUAAUUUGGGAGGUGGGAGAGUGAAAGUGAGCGGUGAAUCGGUGAAAGAAGCUAUGAGACUUGCUGCGAGUAACCAAACAUUCGAGGUUGUUUAUUAUCCGAGAGCGAGUACUCCUGAGUUUUGUGUUAAGGUUUCAUCUGUUAAAGCUGCUAUGAGAAUUCAAUGGUGUUCUGGUAUGAGGUUUAAGAUGCCAUUUGAAACCGAGGAUUCUUCGAGGAUUAGUUGGUUCAUGGGGACAAUUUCGUCUGUACAUGUUGUCGAUCCGAUUCGUUGGCCUAAUUCGCCUUGGAGACUUCUUCAGGUAACUUGGGACGAACCGGAUUUGCUACACAAUGUGAAGCGAGUAAGUCCGUGGUUGGUUGAAUUAGUAUCAAGCAUGUCGGUGAUUCAUCUCUCGCCCUUUUCGCCACCGAGAAAGAAACUUCGUUUUCCACAACAUCCCGAUUUCCCUCUUGAUGUUGUUCAGUUUCCAAUACCGACGUUUUCAGGCAACCCUCUUAAUCCGUUGUGUUGUCUAUCUUCUUCUUCCGAUCAUUAUAACGCUCCUGCCGCAGGCAUUCAGGGAGCCAGGCAUGCUCAAAUUGGAAUAUCUUUAUCAGAUCUUCGCGUAAACAACAUCAACAACAAUAGAAUUCAGUUAGGUGUGUUUCCGAAUAACCCCGAGACGAUUUCUAAUGAUAAGAGCAAAGAAAGUUUAUCAUGUUUGUUGACCAUAGGAAACUCUCAUAAGAGAAGUUUGGAGAUAAAUUCUGAUAAUAAUGUUAAGAGACACCAAUUUUUGCUUUUCGGUCAACCGAUUCUCACCGAGCAACAAAUCUCUAGAAAAGCUUCUAGUGAUAAAGACAAAGAGAAAUGGUUUUUAAGUGAUACUUCUCAAUCUUCAAUUUCCGAACAGUUUUCACCGGGAAAAUCUUCUAUUACCACAACUAGUACUACCGAGUUUUGUUGGCAACAGCUUGGAUUAGAUACCGGUCAUUGUAAGGUUUUCUUGGAGUCAGAAGAUGUUGGAAGAACCUUAGAUUUGUCAUGUAUUGGUUCAUAUGAAGAACUAUACAGAAAACUGGCUAAGAUGUUCGGUAUAGAAAGAUCCGAGAUGUUGAGUCGCGUACUCUAUCGUGACGCGACAGGUACUGUUAAACAAACCGGUGAAGAACCCUUCAGUGACUUCAUGAAAACAGCAAAAAGAUUAACAAUUCUGAUGGAUUCAGCUAGCAAGGAUACUCGAAGGGUUUGCAUCACAAGAGCUAGGAAUGGUGAAUGUGGAUUAGAUGCAUCAAAUAAGACAGGACCUAUGAGCAUAUUUGCUUAAUAUUAUGAUGCAAUUCAUUUGAGAUAUUAUUAUUGUUAUAAGAUUUCAUGAAGUUGAAUGUUAGAGACCUUAUUAUUAUUUAUUUUUUUGUUGAAUCAUGUAUUAUCAUGCAUGAUUAGUACUAUUCUAAUGUUAACCAACAUUUGGUUUCCAUUAAUGACUUGUUUUAAAUUGGAACUAUUAAUCAAGUUUUGUGUAUUGUUAA